This is a messenger RNA of Penicillium cataractarum, 1464 nucleotides long. RefSeq lists its product as uncharacterized. The record is from RefSeq and is a predicted model, not a curated record. Gene Ontology annotation, molecular function: aldehyde dehydrogenase (NAD+) activity. Bases 1 to 1464 code for a protein of 487 amino acids. The transcript is spliced from 4 exons. Lineage: Eukaryota; Fungi; Ascomycota; Eurotiomycetes; Eurotiales; Aspergillaceae.
AUGGCUGCUGAAGCAUCGCAACCUAUUGAAACUCGUUUAUUCAUCAACAACGAGUUCCGUGAAUCCUCAGACAAGAAUACCUUCGAGGUCGUCUACCCCUACACCAAAGAAGUCAUCGCAAAUGUCCACCAAGCCUCCGUCGACGACGUGAACGACGCCGUCGCCGCUGCCAACGCCGCAUUCCCAGCAUGGCGCGACCUCGGCGUUGACGGACGUGCCCCGUACCUGCGCAAGCUAUCCGAGCUCUUCCUCGAGGCGAACAGCGAACUAGCUCGACUGGAGACACUAUGCACUGGCCGACCCAUCUCGUAUUUCAUCGAUGCCGGCCUGUCCUCCGAGCUGUUCCGGUAUUUCGCCGACGCAGUGUGGAACUCGCAAGGAACAGCGAGUACCUUUAACCCCGGGUUGAUGAGCAUAACUGUGAAGGAGCCAUAUGGCGUCGUGGGCCUAAUCAUCCCGUGGAACUUUCCACUAGCAAAUUUCAGUAUGAAGAUUGCGCCUGCCCUGGCAGCGGGUAAUACGGUUGUGUUGAAGAGCAGCGAGAAGGCGCCCUUGACAUCUAUCUUCGCCGCUAAGCUUAUCCAAAAAGCCGGCUUCCCUCCAGGCGUCGUCAACAUCAUCGCCGGUUACGGCAACCCCACCGGCGCAGCCCUGGCCGAACACAUGGGCGUUCGCUGCAUCAGCUUCACAGGCUCAUCACUAACAGGCCAAAAGAUCCAAGCCGCAGCCGCAAAGUCCAACCUGAAGCACUGCCACAUGGAACUAGGCGGGAAAUCGCCCGCAGUGGUAUUCGAAGACGCAGACCUCGAAGCCGCCGCUGCACAAACACAAUUCAGCAUCCAAUUCAACAGCGGACAAGUCUGCGUUGCGAACAGCCGUGUCUACGUACAAGAAAGUGUGUACGACAAGUUUGUCGCGCUGUUCCGCGAGAAAUUUGCCGCCGUUAAGCUGGGUGACCCACUGGACCCGACUACUUCGCACGGUCCACAGAUCGAUGCUGUACAGUAUAAGCGCGUGCAGGAGUACCUGGGUAUUGGACAGAAGGACGGAUCCCUGACGCAGGGUGGUGAUGCGAAUGAUGGGUUCUUCGUGAAACCGACUAUCUUCGAGAAGGUGCCAGAGGACUCGAGGCUGAUGCGGGAGGAGGUGUUUGGUCCUGUCGUGACGAUCAACAGGUUCACGACAGAGGAGGAGGCAGUGCAGAAGGCGAAUGAUACGGAAUUUGGUCUGUAUGCAUCUGUCUUUACGAAAGAUUUGGAUCGCGCGGUGCGCAUGUCCAAGGCAUUGCAAGCGGGUACGGUGGGUGUGAAUUGUACGAGCCCGACUAAUGCGAAGGAUGGGGCGUUUGGUGGAUAUAAGAUGAGUGGAAAUACGAGGGAGGGCAUGCUGUACAGCAUUGACGGUUUCCUACAGAUGAAGACUAUCUUGAUCAAGUCGGGAGAGGGCUCUAAAGGUCUCUUCUAG